AUGCCGCACGAAACCAAACACCACCCAACUAUUGGUCUUAUCAAGGGACUGAAUAAGGUACCUACUGUGAUUCAGUAUCUCGGUGUACAAUACGCAACUUUGAAGGAUCGCUUCUCUCGUGGGGUGCUACUUGAGUCCUAUAAUAGUGGCCAUAUCAAUGGGGAUGGAGUGCUCGACGCUACAUUACUAGGGCCAAUUCCACCGAGUCCUGCAUAUGGAUGUGCAUGGGAGCAAACCCUACUUCAGCACUCGCUGCCUUUUCCAGAAUACAACCAGUCCGACACAGAGUGCUUGACUCUGAACAUUGCAGUCCCCAAUGUAAAGGAUGCUGACUCGUUGCCGGUACUGGUCAUGGUUCAUGGCGGUGCAUUUGUCACUGGGAGCAGCUCGUAUCCACAGUAUGACCUUGCUCGGAUUACUAACCAGAGUCUUGAGCUGGAGAAGCCGAUAAUUGUUGUUGCAGUCAAUUACCGUCUUGGAGUCUGCGGUUUUCUCCACUCAGCUACUAUGAAAGCAGCCGGAUAUAAGCCCAACAACGGCUUGGAUGAUCAGAGGCUAGCACUCCGCUGGGUCAAGCGUCACAUCAGCGGCUUUGGGGGCGAUCCUAACCGGGUUACAUUUAUUGGAGAGAGCGCAGGAGGUGCAUCCGGAUGCUUUCACCUUCAUUCUGAGGAGGUUCUGUUCACUCAACUCAUCGGAAUGAGUGGAACAUCCCUGUUACGUGCCCGCACGCCGGAACUGCUGGAGAAAUCCUUCGCCCAGCUUGCAGAUAUAGUUGGAAUUCAAGAUCUGUCACCCGCAGAGCAGAUUCAAAAGAUUCUUGAAAUUCCUAUUAGCGAAUUGACGGCCAAAGCUGGUCGACAAAUUCCGCUCGGACCCAUGGUGGACGGUGACUUAAUUCCCGAGAUCACCACUUUCAAGACCCUGGCCGAUGACGCUGAAGUGAAAAGGCUUUUCCCAGGGAUCCAACAUUGCAAACGAUUAAUCAUGGGUGACUGUCAAAUGGAUGCAAUGGCACUUGCUCCUCGUCUGGGAGCAAGAACCGAUAUCUUUUCUCAAAGACUUGUCAGGUAUUUAUCCACUGCUUUUGAGAAUUGGGACCAAGAAAUUGCUCCAGCUAUCGCCGCAGCAUACAAUCUGGAUCCAAGUUCUACUUACAAUACCCCCGAAUCGACGGAGAAUGUUUUGAACUUUGGCAACGACGUGUGUUUUGCCGCAGCAGCACGGUCAUUUACCAGGGCAUGGAGUUCGUCCUCAGUCCCAGGAACAGAGGCUUUGCAGUAUCAUUUCAACUGUCCCAACCCCUGGGAUGGACCAUGGAAGGGCCAUGCCACGCAUAUCCUCGAUAUUGCGUUUGUGCUGCAGAAUUACGCGGAGAACCUCUCAAACGGGCAACGGCGCAGUGCCGAACAGUUUGCUGCAGAUGUUGUCACCUUCGUGAAUGGGAAGAAGCCGUGGGCAGAGUACCAAGUUGGGGCUGCAGAGGGCUCGAUGAUAUACGAUGCUCCCAUAGAAGGAGGUCAGAAUCUGUCGGGAUUUGUUGCGAGUGAAACGCCUGGGAAAACAGGAAGGAGAUACGCAUUGCAGGUGCUUGUCAAGCCAGAGCUGUUCGAUCAACUGAUGGAUGCCUGGCAGAUGUUUAUGGCAGGGCCAUAA
This is a messenger RNA of Penicillium coprophilum, 1656 nucleotides long. Its product is annotated as Alpha/Beta hydrolase protein. The transcript is spliced from 5 exons. NCBI's taxonomy places the organism in Eukaryota, Fungi, Ascomycota, Eurotiomycetes, Eurotiales, Aspergillaceae. The record is from RefSeq and is a predicted model, not a curated record. Bases 1 to 1656 code for a protein of 551 amino acids.